AUGAUUAGCGCAAAGCAAGAUCUAAAGAAUUACGUAUAUGAGGGAUUAAAGUCAGGCAACUUGUCAGAUAUUACUAUAGAGGCACAUGGCAAGACCCAUAAACUUCACAAAUUCAUUUUAGGACGUAGUGGCUACUUCCAGUCUUUGUUUCUGGGGUCUUGGAAAGAUUCAGAAGGGACACAUCAACUCACGUUUGAAGAUGUUAGCAAGUAUAUUACAGAAAUUAGUUUCAACCAUUGUAUCUGGUAUCUAUAUGGGUUGAGUAUCAAUUACCCCGUGGGGGUGGAAAAGGAUCCUUUGUAUGCUUGCAAGAUUUUUUGUACUGCCCAAUUCUUGGAUAUUGAAAGUCUUAUCGAUCUGUCACAUAAAUUCAUAUCUGACUCCUUAAGGAUAUCCAACCAUCUUGAUAUCUUUAUAGAGUUUGUAUCAGAAAGUGACUAUGGAAGUUUGACCACAAGUCUACAUGAUAAAAUCACAAGUAUAUUGUGUCUUUCUGGUUGGGAGGCUGAAAUUGAUAUUUGGGCCGGUAUCCCCCCAACUUUGGUUCAAACUGUAAUUAAUUCUCCUUGUUUCUUUGUCCCAAAUGAAUGGGAAAGAAUCUUAUUUGCAUUUAGACUUUGUCAUUUUUAUCAUAAAAAUCCAUCAAAUCGGUUCUCCUGGUACGCAUAUCGCUCAAUAUUUGAAUCCUAUUUACUUCAUCAAGUUUAUUAUUCGAAUCUAACUCCAGAACAGUUGUAUCUCUUGGAUGAAUAUACUCAGCUGCCACAAUUCCUUAAGUUGGAGAUCCCCAAUAUGUGUGAUUUAUUGAAGAGAUCGCUUUGGGAUUUGGUUACGAUUAAAAAGAAAAUUAAAUACUUUGAAACGUCGCUGAAUUCUGUAUUUAGUCGGAAAAUGCCCAUGAUUGAGGAGGGAGGUUUCAGGAAUCUGUACCGUGAAGGCUUAUUUCCAGUUUGUCAAAAAGAUGAUAUUCUUUGUGGUUCUCCUGAUUAUCUUUCGAAAACCAUUUUUGAAAUGGAAAAGGAACAUAGUUUAAAAUCUGCUUCACUGUUUGGUACUUAUGAUGCAUCUGAAAUCCCUCCAUUGAGAUUUUCUGUAUUAUUCACAUCCUUGGAUACUCUUCAAUAUGGUAAACGUUUAUUUUCAAAGACUUUAUGGUACCGUGGAUCUUAUUGGAACGUUUAUGUUCAGAAGACUUUGGUUGAAUAUUCCACUACUCAAGAUACUCCUCUGAAACAUGAUGAAAUACUCAUUUCUCCUGAUUUUAUAGGGCAGAAUACCCCACCGAUUCCUGCAACUUUUGUCUCAAAGAAGGCUACCGCUUGUCAAGUAGGCAUUUAUAUACAUAGAGCAUCUAAACCCACUCCUCCACCUUCGACUUUGAUUAACCGCGAUAUCUUUGAAAAACUGAACAAAUAUAUUGCCCCGGAAAUGCUGCAAUCUAAUAUACUUCCUAAUGAGCCCAAGGUUCAAAUGAAGGCUAAGUUGACUUCAGAAUUGGGGAAAUUGGAUAUAACUAGUGGAAAUAAUGUGAAUCAAACCUCGGAAUUGAUCCAUUACGAAGAUGGUAGAAGUAUCAUACAGUGUUAUUUCAGUUUGUAUAUUCCAUCUGGCAAAUCGGAGAAUGGUGAUAUCAAUUACUUCCAUCAAAGACCAUGUAGUUUCCUGAAAUCUCAAAGCUUGGGGUGGAAAUGCAAUACAUUAAUGGCUAUUGAUAGUGCAACAGGGCGACUUCAAAAUGGGAAAGAUCCAAAUUUAAAGGUUAUGGUGGUAUUUGGGCUUACUUAA
Molecule: messenger RNA, 1785 nt
Organism: [Candida] anglica
Lineage: Eukaryota; Fungi; Ascomycota; Pichiomycetes; Serinales; Debaryomycetaceae
Source: the annotation of a GenBank genome assembly